Drosophila rhopaloa is the source of this 2303-nucleotide messenger RNA. It is a transcript of the gene Kua, whose product is annotated as plasmanylethanolamine desaturase. The transcript has 6 exons. NCBI's taxonomy places the organism in Eukaryota, Metazoa, Arthropoda, Insecta, Diptera, Drosophilidae. Bases 328 to 1365 code for a protein of 345 amino acids. The record is from RefSeq and is a predicted model, not a curated record. Gene Ontology annotation, molecular function: oxidoreductase activity.
UUAAGCUCAAACGAGACUUUGUUAUACAGUUUUCGCGCCCACAUUUCGUGAUAAAGCUCAUUUAUCACCAAGGAGUAACCCAUCGAAUAUAAAGAACCGAAUAACAAAGAAACAAAUAAGCUGCUAAAAAUAUAAUCCUUUUGCCCCUUGCGUUUUCCAACCUACCCCGAAAAGAGAUAGCGUUCACAACAAUUUAAAUACCAAUUUGCCUAAUUAAGGCACCUCUAGACCGCGCCUCCGCCACUGACAACUCAACUCAUUCGGUAGAGUUAGCUUCUGGGUCCCCACAGACCAGUCGUAAGUCCAAAAUAUUGCGUGACCCGUCGAAUGGUCGAGUGGGUUCGGGAAGAAGGGCAGUCGGUGCAGCUGGUGGUAAUGACAUCAACGCCGCAACAUGGUGGGGAUCCCUGUCCAGAGGUCAUUGGUUGGAGCUACGCGACGACGAUGACAGCCAAGAGCGAUAAGGAUAUUCUGGCCAACUCCAUGUACGAGGAUGACCCCAAUGGAAACUCAGCGCCCGCCACCACGAAGGACCAGGAAUCGGAUAAGCCCGAGGAGGUACUGAAGGUCACCACUGGCGCCACAUCAGCAUCUAAUACCGCGACGACAACUUCUCCGCGCUGGGGACCGCAAAAUAAAGGGGCCCAGGAACUGGCUUCGUUAUACAGUCCAGGAAAGCGCGCUCAGGAAAUCAUAUGCGUAUACACCUGCAUUGGCCUGAUGAUCAUCAACUUGGUCUUGAUUGUGAGGCAUCUCCGCUUGGAAAGGAUAAGUGCGGCAUUCCUGUCUGCCUUGUGUGGUAUUAUUACGGCUGAUUUUGCCUCCGGUUUGGUGCAUUGGGCGGCAGAUACAUGGGGAUCAGUGGAAUCUCCCAUGAUUGGAAAAAAUUUUCUGCGCCCGUUUCGAGAGCAUCAUCUGGAUCCCACAUCGAUAACGCGCCACGAUUUCAUUGAGACAAACGGCGACAAUUUUAUGGUUGGUAUUCCAAUCCUCGGAUAUUUGGCGCACUUUUUUUACAUUAGAUCACCGAGCGAGAUUCAGCAACAUUUCGGCUGGAUAGCCUAUGUGUUUCUUUGCUCCAUAUUUGUGGCCAUGACCAAUCAGAUACAUAAAUGGUCGCAUACCUAUUGGGGACUGCCGAGGUGGGUUCUGUUACUCCAGAGCUGUCACAUUAUCCUGCCACGCAAGCACCAUCGCAUCCAUCAUGUGGCACCGCAUGAGACGUACUUUUGCAUCACCACCGGAUGGCUUAAUUGGCCACUGGAACGCAUUAGAUUCUGGUCAACAUUCGAGCUUAUUAUUGAGCAUUUUACUGGCCUAAAGCCCCGCGAUGACGACAUGAAAUGGGCCAAGAAACUUACAUAGGUUUGCUGCCCAUCGACUGUAUAUAGGAAACUUGGACCAAGCAGCCUUAUCUUGUUGAAAGUCAUCUUCAACUGUUACCAUAUAAUCGAAAUGUUUUGCACAACGAAGUAGCUUUAAAUGAGAGCAGAUUACUUGUAAAGUUAACUGAGCAAUGGCAUAGUUCUUAGUUGCAUGUUUGUUUUAAAUAGUUGAUUAUUAUAGUUUAAGUUAGUGUUUUUUAUAUUUAUUAUACACACCUGCACAAAUCGCACAUUAGAGCGCAUAAAAAUAUAUGCAGUCAUUGAUCUCGCCACAGAUUAAUCGUAAUACGAGUGAGCCUUACGUAUACCUAAAUAAUAAAUGAAACAAAUUACUGAAUAACGAGCACUGGCUUGUCGGAUAACUUUUUAAACAUUUUUACACUAAACAAAGUUAAUUACUUGAUACAUAAGCUUAAAGAGCAACUGAUUUUUGUACCAGCUCCGAACAAAAAGACAUUUUUAAUACAUUUCAUCAUCGCUGCUUUUCGAUGGCUAUAAAAUGAACUAAUUUAUUUACAACUAUAUAUAAAUAUAUACAAAAUACAAUUUAACUAGGCGCUGUAUGCAAUCAAGAACGUGACUUACAAAUUUUGCCUUAAAAUUUUUUAUAUGUAUAUGAUACUAUUGAAAAAUUUAUGGAAAAACGGAUACAGAUAUUAGUAUGCACACUUUUAGUGGCAAUUGUUAAAUCUUUUGUAAAAGACCAAUUUUUAUAAUUUAUUUUUAAAGAAGUUUGUUAUGUGCAACACAUUUUCCAAGAAUUUCACUAGCAGCUUAAGAAUUUCUAAUACUCUAAGUCGAACCUUGAAGAGGACUAGUUGCUUGUAACAUUUGAUGUGUUGAUGCCCAACACAGUAGUUCUAAGACAGCAAUAUUAAUUGUGAUCUGAAUAAAAAAUUUAAUGCUAAUUAAACCCAA